Closterium sp. Naga37s-1 is the source of this 726-nucleotide messenger RNA. Lineage: Eukaryota; Viridiplantae; Streptophyta; Zygnematophyceae; Desmidiales; Closteriaceae. The record is from the annotation of a GenBank genome assembly.
AUGCCGAAGAAGCUAGCUCCGAACACCAAGGCGGAGGAGGCGCGCGAGCGGAAGGCGGCGGCGGCGGACGAAAAGAAGCGCGCGGCGGAGAAAGCCAAGGAGGACGCGCGAUGGGCGGACGAGGGCCCGAAAGGCCGCGGCGCGAAGAAGAAGGAGGAGGACGAGCAGAAGCGCGCGGAAGCCGCCGCGAAACGCGCUGAGAAGAAGCGGCUCGAGGAGAUCGAAGCGCAAGAGAUGGCGAAGAUCUCGGGGAAGGGGGUGUCCGUCGGUGGCGCGGGGGCGGGGGCUCGGCGCGCAGGCGCGGGGAGCAGCGGCGGGGGAGGCGCGAAAGUGACCCAGGCGGAGCUUGCGCUGAUCAAGGAGCGCGAGCAGAAGGAGCUGGCGGGCGCGGAGGCGGAGCGGCGGAAGAAGGCUGCGCGGGUGGCGGAAGAGGCGGAGUAUGCGCGGAUGCUAGAGGUGGAGAACACGAACCGCAUGGCGGUGGCGGUAGAUGCGCGGAACGUGGGGGAGGCGCUGAGUCAGCUGAGCGUGGCUGCAGGGGAGGAGGGCAGCGCCAGUGUUGAUAAGCACCCUGAGAAGCGAAUGAAGGCUGCUUUUAAGGCCUUUGAGGAGGCGGAGCUUCCGCGCAUGAAGCAGGAGCGGCCUGGCUUGACUCUCACGCAGUACAAGGAGCAGAUUUGGAAGGCGUGGAAGAAGUCGCCACAGAACCCCAUGAAUCAACAGUAA